CUUUUCUUUUUUUUUUUUUAUAAUUUAAUUUUGCAUCAUGGUCAAUCUUUCAUUAUAUUCUAUAAAAGCUGUUAUUUUACUUGAUGCGGAGGGUAAUCGCGUAUUAGCUAAAUACUAUGAUAAUGAACACACUACUUUAAAACAACAAAAGCAGUUUGAAAAAGGUUUAUUCGAUAAAACAAAGCGUGCGCAAGGCGAAGUUAUUUUAUAUGAUAAUCAAAUUGUUUUGUAUCGUUCAAAUAUUGAUAUUUUCUUUUAUGUUGUCGGUUCAAUGGAAGAGAAUGAGUUGAUUUUAUUAAGCAUGUUGAAUGCUUUCUAUGAUGCAGUUUCUACUUUAUUAAGAUAUCAAGUUGAAAAACGUGCUGUAAUGGAUAAUUUAGAUUUAGUCAUUCUUUGUCUUGAUGAAACUGUAGAUGGAGGAAUUAUAUUAGAAACAGACUCAAACGCAAUUGUUAGUCGAGUAUCUAAACCUCGUAUGGACAUGGUCGAUAUUCCUUUUUCUGAACAAACUUUGCUACAGGCCUAUCAAACUGCAAAAGACAAAUUUGCUAAUCAAUUAUUGAGAUAGAAAAAGCACUUGCAUACACACGUAUAUAAUAUUGUAUUCUAUUAUAUAUGUAAACCUUAUUAUUAUUAAUAAACUCCCCCCCCUUUUUUUUUUCUUUUUAUUACCG
This is a messenger RNA of Cokeromyces recurvatus, 674 nucleotides long. Its product is annotated as Longin-like domain-containing protein. The record is from RefSeq and is a predicted model, not a curated record. The transcript has 4 exons. Lineage: Eukaryota; Fungi; Mucoromycota; Mucoromycetes; Mucorales; Mucoraceae. Gene Ontology annotation, cellular component: COPI vesicle coat. Gene Ontology annotation, biological process: intra-Golgi vesicle-mediated transport; retrograde vesicle-mediated transport, Golgi to endoplasmic reticulum; intracellular protein transport. The coding region runs from base 38 to 568 and encodes 176 amino acids.